This is a messenger RNA of Cheilinus undulatus (humphead wrasse), 3014 nucleotides long. RefSeq names its product cadherin-12-like. NCBI's taxonomy places the organism in Eukaryota, Metazoa, Chordata, Actinopteri, Labriformes, Labridae. Gene Ontology annotation, biological process: multicellular organism development; cell morphogenesis; calcium-dependent cell-cell adhesion. Gene Ontology annotation, cellular component: adherens junction; plasma membrane; catenin complex. The record is from RefSeq and is a predicted model, not a curated record. Gene Ontology annotation, molecular function: calcium ion binding; cadherin binding. The transcript has 11 exons. Bases 6 to 2243 code for a protein of 745 amino acids.
UGCAGAUGUCAGCUUUCAAAGUUCAGGCGGAGAACAAGGCUUUUUGGUCCUUUAUCUUGGUUGUAGCCACGCCACAGCUGCACACUGACCUCGAUAAGGGGGACAGUGCGGUGAAGUACACUCUCUCGGGGGAUGGGGCAGGCACCAUUUUCACAAUUGACCAAACAACCGGGGACAUCCAUGCCUUAAGGAGUCUUGACAGGGAAGAGAAGCCUUACUACACCCUGCGCGCCCAGGCUGUGGACAUCAACACCAACAGGCCCCUAGAACCAGAGUCAGAAUUUGUAAUCAAGGUCCAAGACAUCAACGACAAUGAGCCAAAGUUCCUCGAGGGACCUUAUACCGCCAGCGUCCCUGAGAUGUCACCAGUAGGGACGUACGUGACGCAAGUAACAGCCACAGAUGCAGACGACCCCACCUACGGAAACAGCGCCAGAGUGGUGUAUAGCAUCCUCCAUGGCCAGCCAUACUUCUCCGUGGACCCAAAAACAGGUGUUAUAAAGACCGCCUUGCCCAAUAUGGACAGAGAGGUGAAGGAGCAGUACCAGGUUCUAAUCCAGGCCAAGGACAUGGGGGGCCAGCUGGGGGGUCUGGCAGGUACCACCACCAUCAACAUCACCCUCAGUGACGUCAAUGAUAACCCACCCAGGUUCUCAAAAAGUUUCUUUCACCUCAGAGUCCCUGAGUCUUCUUCUGUGGGGUCUGCUGUUGGGAGAAUCAAAGCCCAUGAUUUGGACAUUGGGAAAAAUGCUGAAGUAGAGUACACCAUUGUGCCAGGAGAUGGAGGAGCCAUGUUUGACAUCACCACCAACGAACACAACCAGGAGGGGAUCAUCAUUCUCAAAAGGCCGCUGGACUUUGAAACCAAGAAGGCGUACACCUUUAAGGUAGAUGCCUCCAAUGCUCACCUGGAUCCUCGAUUCCAAAGCUUUGGGGCCUUCAAAGACACAGCCACGGUGAAGAUUAACGUUUUGGAUGUGGAUGAGCCCCCGGUGUUCAAUAAGCCCUCCUAUGUGAUGGAUGUGUAUGAAGACACACCCGUGGGCACCAUCAUUGGAGCCGUGACUGCCCAGGAUUUAGAUGCCAGCAACAGUCCAGUCAGGUAUUCCAUCGACUGGAAGAGUGACAUGGACAGCUACUUUGACAUUGAUCCAGUAGAGGGGACGAUUUCAACAAACGAACUCCUUGACAGGGAGAGCAUCGCCCAGCACAACAUCUCCAUCGUGGCGACCAAACUUAAUAGUCCAGUCCUGACCAGCCGUGUGGCUGUCACUGUCCAGGUGUUGGAUAUCAACGAGUUUCCUCCUAAACUUGCCAGCCCGUAUGAGACCUUUGUGUGUGAAAAUGCCAAAGUGGGACAGGUUAUUCAAACAUUCAGUGCAAAGGACGAGGAUCUACCAAGUGCAGGACAACAAUUCUCCUUCAAAUCCCCAAAAGAGGACACAAAGAACAAGAACUUCACCAUCCGGGACUUUGGAAACAACACAGCUGGGAUUGUGACAAAGCGGAGUGGCUUUCGACGGCGCUUGCAGGAGAUCUACCUCCUCCCCGUGGUGAUCGACGAUAAUGGCUACCCACCCAAAAGCAGCACGGGCACGCUGACCAUCCGCGUGUGUGGCUGUGAAUCAGACGGUGCCCUGCUAACGUGCAGUGCUGAGGCCAUCUUUCUCCCUGUGGGCUUGAGCACAGGAGCUCUGAUCGCCAUCCUUCUAUGUAUCAUCAUCCUGUUAGUUAUCGUGGUCCUCUAUGUGGGUCUGAGACGGCAGAAGAAAAAAGAAACCCUAAUGUCAUCGAAGGAGGACAUCCGAGACAACGUGAUCCACUACGACGACGAAGGAGGCGGCGAGGAGGACACGCACGCCUUUGACAUGGGAACCCUUCGCAAUCCCAAAGUAGUCAAAGAGAACCUGUACCGCAGGGAUGUCAAACCUGAGCUAAAGCCAGGUCCCAGGCCGCCCGUCUCUCAGGACAGCGCCGACAUCCGAGAUUUUAUCAACCAGCAUCUGCAGGAGCACGACAUGGACAACUCGGCCCCGCCCUACGACUCUCUGGCCACGUACGCCUACGAGGGCAAUGGCUCCGUGGCGGAGUCGCUCAGCUCCAUCGAGUCCCUCGCAGUAGACCACGAGGAGGACUAUGAUUACCUCAAUGACUGGGGGCCCCGCUUUAAGACACUGGCAGGGAUAUUCGGUGAGCAAUCAGAAACUCAGUCGGACUCAACCACAACGGAGAACACGCAUUGAUGUUAUUCACGGACUCUUCAAGCAAAUAUGUAACAACGUUCUUUUGGUUGGCGAUGUUAAACCAUCUUUUUCCUCUGUUCUCAUGUUUUUCCAGCUCACCGUUUUCUAUUUUUCCGUGGUACUUUUUACCAUGCUCGGUCCCGAAAUUGUAAAAAAGAAAAAACACAAAAAAUCAAAACGAGGGAACAUUUGGUAACACGAUUAGAUGAGCAAAGCAGCCAUUCAAUUACCUCUCAAUUGAAUGUUGUUUCUUGUCUUACAUUUUGUUUCCUCUUGGGGAAUACGCAUACACAUGGAAAUGUUGUCAUUUCCUAAAACAUCCUUAAAAGUGCCUCAAUAUAAUUGUUAUUUUACUUGCUAUUUCAUGCCACAUAUCCGGUGUUGUUUCUUAGAACCCAUAGGUUAAGCUAAUUCAGCCGGCUAACUGCGCUCCGACUGGAUUCAACCAAGACCAAUGUCGACUCUGUGGGGACAAUGACGUGGCCCGAGUUUGGCCAAAGAUGUUUUGAAUGUUAUUUAUUGUUCUAUUUAUUUAUUGGCUGAUUGAGUUUGAUUAGAUUUUUGUGUAUUUAUCUAUUUAUCUCUCAGUCAUUGAUCUGUAUUUUUUAUUUUUGGAGACACACAAGGAUUUUUGUAAUUAAUCAUGGCCCACAUUAAAAUGUACGUUUCUGUUAGGUGGGUCCUGUGAAUAGACUUGUACUAGAGUUGUAAAAAAAAGACUUUAGGGCUAAAUACUGCAGUUCAGUCAUGUAAUAAACACAGUUUUCUUAA